CAGAAAAUAUUUCAUGGAUAACUUCAGAAAAAAAGAUGCGGAGAAAGACUGCAGUGAGCGCGUGCAGACCGGCUGCACCUGUUCAGGUGUGUCACAUGACACCUGAGGGAGGGAGUGAUGCUGCAGCGCCCCACACUUGAGGGUGUCACUUGGUGAUGUCACCUGAUGAUGUCACUGGGGCCUGAUGACCACUGAAUCUCUCUCUCUCUCUCUCUCUCUCUCUCUCUCUCUCUCUCUCUUUGUCUCACAGGUAAAGAGGAGCUGCCAUGUUGGCCUCCUCCAUCCCUCCAUCCUUCCUCCUCCCCCUCCUCCUCCUCCUCCCGUCCUCCCUACCUGCUGAUGUCACAGUUACUGCUGACCCCCCGAUGAAGAGUGUGAAGCUCCAUGGCGCCCCCCUUUCUCACCUGGUGCUUUACCCAGGGGCGGGGCAUCUAUAUGUGGGCGGGGUUGAUCACCUAUAUCAGCUGACCUCAGACCUGGAUGUGAUGUCACAUGUAAGGACCGGGCCUCAUCUGGACUCACCUGACUGCCUCCCCCCAAUCGUCCCCCAGGACUGCCCCUCGGCCAUGCCAACCCACAACCACAACAAGCUGCUGCUGCUGGAGGCGGGGCAGGAGGCGGAGCCAAGCAGUGUGAUCGUCUGCGGUUCACUCUAUCAGGGAAUCUGUGACAAGAGGAGUCUGUCUAACAUUUCUCAGCUGGUCUAUCAGACGAUGAAUCCCGUCGACACGCAGUAUGUUUCUGCUAACGACCCCCGAGUUUCCACUGUUGCCGUAGUGAUUACAACAGAGAACAAACAGGAAGUGGGCGGUACUGUACGUUUGAUGCUUGUUGGUCGAGGCUACACCAGCAAAGGUCCCGGUGAUAUCCCACCAAUCACGACGCGGCGUUUGUUCCCAGUGGUUCCCCCCCGCCGGGCGUUCUCUCAGGAGGAGGAGCUCGGGAAACUCGUCGUAGGAAGUUACUCCGAGUACAACAACCACUUUGUGAAGGCCGUUGCCCACGGUAACCAUGUGUACUUCCUGUUCUCUCGGCGGGACAUGUGGCAUAAAAAAGAAUACCGGACGUACGCGUCGCGCCUCUGCACCUCGGACCGCAGCUUCUACUCCUACGUGGAGGUCCCGCUGCAGUGCCACGGCGGCUACAACCUAGCUCAAGGGGCGUGGCUAGGAAACCACUCAGGGGAGGCCGCCCUGUUUGUUGUCAUGGCAGCAGGACAAGCAUCCACGCCUGUAGCGACGAGCCGCUCAGCACUAUGUGUUUAUGGGAUGGCAAAGCUGGACGCCAUGCUGAGGAGAGCUCAGGAGGUGUGUUACACCAACGGAGGACAGAGAGGGGGACAGGAGGAGGCGUACAUCGAGUACGCCGUGUCCUCCAAGUGUCUGAGACUACCAAAGGACUCUCUAACUGAGUACCCGUGUGGAGGGGAACACACUCCUAACCCCAUCGCCAGUGCUGUCCCACUACAAGCCACGCCCACUUUCACCUCCGCCAGCCAGCUGACAGCUGUCACCACGGCAACGGAGGCAGGUCACACCAUCGCCUUCCUUGGAGACAGAGAAGGACGUCUGCACAAGGUGUUGGUGCACUCUGAUGGAUCAGGUGAUCUGUAUGGCAGCAUCUUGGUGGACCGCAGUAACGGUGUCAGCGCUGAUCUUCUCCUGGACGAGAGCCGGCAGCAUAUUUAUGUUCUAACCACCAGCAAGCUGUCGAAGGUUCCUGUGUCGUCCUGUGAGAGACAGACAGACUGUGGAGCCUGUCUGUCUGCCAGAGACCCGUACUGUGGCUGGUGUGUCCUGGAGGGCAGGUGUUCUCGUAAAGACGCGUGUCCACGUCACACGCAGACCAACCAUUGGCUCUGGAGUUUUGAGCCGACCAAUCAGUGUGUGACAGUGAUGAGCCUGCAGCCGGCCAAUCAGAGCAAAGAUGAACAGACUCAGGUAACGCUGUCAGUCGUCCAGCUUCCCGCCCUCGCGGAGGCGGAGUCUCUGUCCUGUGUGUUUGGGCUCCUCUCACCUCAGCCAGCCAUCGUCAUAGGAACCAGUAUCACCUGUCAAUCACCUGCUCCGGAGCUCCUCCCACCCAUGCCGAGAGGAAGUGAUCACGUGAUCCUGUCCGUGUCUCUGAUGUUUGGUCACGUGACCAUCACCACAGGAAGCAUGACCUUCUACGACUGUGGAGCCGUGAGCCGCCUCAACCAGAGCUCCCAGUGUUUGGCAUGUGUCAGCAGUGUGUGGAGCUGUAACUGGUGUCCUCUGGAUCAACUCUGCACGCACAACCAGAGCUGCUACAACCAACACAUCAUCCUCAACCAGAGAGACUCUCCCGGCCUGUCGUCCUGCCCCGUGGUGUUUGCUCUGCAGAGUUCUGCGUUGGUCCCGUUGGGUCUGAGCAGCUCUUUGGUGCUGCAGGGACGAAACCUGGACGUCUUCACCGAUGAAGCUCAGUAUGUGUGUGUCGUUGAAGUAGAAGGAUUCCAGUUCAACCUGACGGCUGAUGCAAAGAAAACAAACGACAACACUCACACCUUUACCUGCAGCUCACACCAGUUUCAGUUUGCCGUCAGUCAGCUGCAGUACUCAGCACCUGUCUACCUGCGCAGAGGAGAGAGACGCAUCGAUGCAGCACCUGGCCUCAGACUUCACCUGUACGACUGCUCAGCCGGCCAAUCAGACUGCUCUCAGUGUCGGGCGGUGCCGCCUGAGUACGGCUGUGUUUGGUGCCAGGGAGGCUCCACCCCCAGCUGUGUUUACAACCAAUCCUGUGGCAGUGUACCUGCAGACACCUGUCCUCCUCCCCUUAUUACAAAGGUGUUACCUGUCUCCGGGCCUCUGGAGGGCGGAGUCCUGAUUACCAUCACAGGAUCCAAUCUGGGGAUGAGGUACCAGGAUGUGGUGGGCGGAGUCACUGUGGCAGAUGUUCAGUGUGGGGUUCUACCUGAAGGGUACCUGAUCUCCACCCGGGUGGUGUGUGAGCUGCAGCAAAGCGGGAGGCAGAGGGAGGGGCCUGUCCUGGUCACUGUGGGAACAACGCCCCCUGGGAGGUCCACACAGAUCUUCACCUAUCAGGACCCCCAGCUGCUAGAUCUGGUUCCUGAUAAAGGUCCAGUCUCUGGAGGAACCAGAUUGACCAUCAGGGGGCGCCAGCUGCUGACAGGACAGAAGACAGACCUGAGCGCUUUCCUGGGCCCCCAAACCUGCUACAUUGUGGAGGAGGUGAAUGACACCCAGCUGGUGUGUCAAACAGGGUCCAGUAAUCAGACAGGAGGUGUUCCGGUCCGGGUGUUCUUCGGCAAAGCUGAGAGAACAGUUCCAGGCGUUUCCUUCCGUUACCUUGACGACCCGGUCAUCGUGGAAGCCACGCCCUCAGAGAGCUUCUACGCAGGCGGGCGUGUCAUUAUGGUGACCGGCCGAAACCUGGACGUGGUGCAGAAGCCAAUCAUAGCAGUGUGGGUGGAGCCUGUGGACGUUCAGAGGGUGAGACGGAGAAGACGAAUGGCUCUGCUAACGGCCCGAAAACAGCUGGUCUUCAACAGCACCAUGACAACGGUGCUGGAGCAUUGCUCAGUCCAGUCAUCUUCUCAGAUGACCUGUCUUACUCCCACAGUGUCUCCUGAGGUCAAGGUCAAAGGGGUCUGGUUCCAGCUGGACAACGUCAGAGUUCACUUUGAGAGCAUCCAGGGUAAGAGCUUCAAGUACUAUCCCAAUCCGGACUUCUUCCCUCUGAAUCGAGAGGCUCCAGAUUCUCCGUACCGCUUCAAACCAGGAGGAGUGAUCGCUGUGGAGGGUCAGGACCUGAUCAGAGCCAUCUCCAGACAGGAAGUGACUGCUCGUCUGGGGGAAGAGGAGUGUGAGGUGAAGACGUUGGACAACACUCAUCUGUACUGUGAACCUCCAGAGACACAACCACUGAGCACAGAGGACCACCAGCUGCCCAGCCUCAAGGUGUUCAUGGGAAACCUGCAGGUGGAUCUUGGAUUGGUUCAGUACGACACAGACUCUCUGUUGUCUCCCGUCCCAUUGGCUGCUCAGAUCAGUUUAGGGGCGGGGGCAGCCGUCAUCAUCCUGUCAGUGCUGGUCGUCAUCCUAAUGUAUAGGAGGAAGAGUAAACAGGCUCUCAGAGAUUAUAAAAAGGUUUUGCUGCAGUUGGAAACUCUGGAGAUCAACGUGGGAGAUCAGUGCCGCAAAGAGUUUACGGACCUGAUGACUGAAAUGAUGGACCUGAGCAGUGAUGUUGGAGGACCAGGACUCCCCCUGCUGGACUACAGGACAUAUGCAGAGAGAGUCUUUUUUCCUGGCCAGCAGGUGGCCCCACUGAGUCGCCAGUUGGACCUGCCGGAGUCCAGGAGGCAGACUGUCGAGCAGGGUCUGAUGCAGCUUAACAACCUGCUUAACAACAGGCUCUUCCUCACCCGUUUCAUCCACACUCUGGAGGCCCAGCAGGGUUUCUCUCAGAGAGACCGGGGUUAUGUAGCCAGUCUGCUCACCAUCGCUCUGCACGAUAAACUGGAGUACUUCACGGAGGUGAUGAAGAGUCUGCUGCAGGACCUGGUCCAGCAGUAUGUGGCCAAGAACCCCAAACUAAUGCUGCGCCGGACGGAGACGGUGGUGGAGAAGAUGUUGACUAACUGGAUGUCGAUCUGCCUGUACUCCUUCCUGAAGGAGGUAGCGGGGGAGCCUCUCUACAUGCUCUACAGAGCUAUAAAGUAUCAGGUGGAUAAAGGCCCGGUGGACGCUGUGACGGGGAAAGCCAAACGGACUCUGAACGACAGCCACCUGCUGCGAGAGGACAUCGACUACAGCGCCAUGACUCUGACAGUGUUGGUGAAGAGUGGAGUGGAGGUGCAGCCGUGUCCAGUGAAAGUGCUCGACACCGACACCAUCACACAGGUGAAGGAUAAAAUCAUGGAUCAGGUCUACAGAGGUGCUCCGUUCUCUCAAAGACCAGCAGCAGACAGUCUGGACCUCGAGUGGCGUUCAGGUCAGGCAGGUCACCUGACCCUGUCAGAUGAUGAUGUCACAGCGGUGGUUCAAGGUCGUUGGAAACGACUCAACACUCUGCAACACUACAAGGUUCCAGACGGAGCCACCGUCGCUCUGAUUCCCCGAUCUCAGAGUUCAGGUGGAGUCGGAGUCAGCCAGGUGUUCCAGACUGGAGAGAGGAACAUGUUGAAUGUGGGGAACGUCUGGAACGUUGGAAACGCGUGGAACGUGGGGAAUGUGUGGAACUUGGGUAACACGGAGAACUUGGGGAAUGUGGGGAACAUGGGGAAUGGGUGGAACGUGUAG
This is a messenger RNA of Notolabrus celidotus (New Zealand spotty), 5288 nucleotides long. It is a transcript of the gene plxnb3, whose product is annotated as plexin B3. The record is from RefSeq and is a predicted model, not a curated record. Gene Ontology annotation, cellular component: semaphorin receptor complex. The transcript has 31 exons. The coding region runs from base 267 to 5288 and encodes 1673 amino acids. Lineage: Eukaryota; Metazoa; Chordata; Actinopteri; Labriformes; Labridae. Gene Ontology annotation, molecular function: protein binding; semaphorin receptor activity. Gene Ontology annotation, biological process: negative regulation of cell adhesion; regulation of cell shape; positive regulation of axonogenesis.